Cryptococcus wingfieldii CBS 7118 is the source of this 1236-nucleotide messenger RNA. RefSeq names its product dehydrogenase. The record is from RefSeq and is a predicted model, not a curated record. Gene Ontology annotation, biological process: NADPH regeneration. The transcript has 10 exons. Gene Ontology annotation, molecular function: oxidoreductase activity; nucleotide binding. Lineage: Eukaryota; Fungi; Basidiomycota; Tremellomycetes; Tremellales; Cryptococcaceae. Gene Ontology annotation, cellular component: cytoplasm. The coding region runs from base 1 to 1236 and encodes 411 amino acids.
AUGUCUGCUGGAAGCUAUCCUCCUAUCGCCGUCGGCCUCAUGGGUACCGGCGAGUACACCACAGGUAUCACACCCUCUGGCCAGUCCAAGUCUGACAAAAAGAUCGGUGUCGUUGGCAUCACCAUGUUCGACCUCCGCCGCCGCGGAAAGGUCGACAAGAUUGUCAUGGCGUGCACCAAUGGCUCCAAAUUCGCCGAAGUGAGGGAACACUUCCAGAAGAACAUUGGGGACGUGUACAAGGGUCUUGAUCUCGGCUUCGAUGGGUUCCCGGGGGAGGGCAAGAGGGAUGCUGAAGCUUAUAAGGAGGCUUUGAAGGCGCUGCCAAAGGGCUCUGCAGUCAUCAUCUUUACACCCGACUCUACCCACUUUCCCAUCGCUUCGUAUGCUUUAAACUUGGGCCACCAUGUGUUGGUGACGAAGCCGGCGACGCAGAAAUUGGAGGACCACCAAAAGCUGAUUGAGCUGGCGGAGGAGAAGGGGUUGGUGUGCUUUGUUGAGCACCACAAGAGGUUUGACCCGGCUUAUAACGAUGCCCGAGCCAGGGCUCAAAAGCUUGACAUGUCGCAGCCAAAGUUCCAGUUGGAGACGUUCAAGUCCUGGGCCGGUAUCGACAGUGAUAUCAGCUACUACCUCAACUCGCACCACAUUGACAUCCACGCAUGGAUGGUUGAAGGUCGCUAUAAGCCCGUCAAAGUCACCGCCUCUGCAUCUACCGGUAUCGCCCAGUCGCUCGGGUGCGACCCUCGUACCGAAGACACCAUCACCUUGCUGGUCGACUGGGAGAACAUCCAGAGCCCUGGCCAGAGGGGCACUGCUGUUUACACCGCUUCAUGGGCGGCCCCGUUGAAGGCUGGGGUGCACAGUGAACAGAGGUUUCACUAUAUGGCCGCCAAGGGUGAAGUCAAAGUGGACCAAGCGCACCGUGGGUACAGCAUUGUCGAAGACGAGGUCGGCAAGGUCGACUACAACCCCUUCUAUGUCAAGUACUCUCCCGAUGAGAAUGGCUACUUUGAUGGCCAACGCGGUUAUGGCUAUCUGUCUUUGGAAAAGUUUAUCGAUGCUGCUCAAGCUGUCAAUGCUGGGAAAGCCCAGGCGAAAGACUUUGAUGGCAAGGGUUUGCCUACUAUCAAGGCCACCGUUGUGACGACUGCAAUCAUCCACGCCGGUAGGAUAUCGUUGGAUGAGAAGCGAAGUGUGGGUAUUGAAGAGGAGGGUGGAAAGCUCAAGCUGGUUUGA